AUGGUUGCGAACGGAUCUCAACCCCUGUGCCCAGGUGGUGAACCUAGUCCGACAGAGCAGCAGCCCCGUAACUUGCUGCGAGUGGACAACUUGAACACAGAUCCAGCAAUGAUCGUAUUGGCGCAAGUCAAGUUCAAUGAGUUUCACACUGUCCCGAUCUCCUCCAAGACCCAGGAGCAGGAGUGUGGCCCUGCCGUGGUACUGCCCCCCGUAGCCCUUUUGAGGAAGAAUGCGCAGCCGCAGAGGAAUUGGAAGAGUUGA
Messenger RNA from Penicillium manginii, 261 nucleotides. RefSeq lists its product as uncharacterized. Lineage: Eukaryota; Fungi; Ascomycota; Eurotiomycetes; Eurotiales; Aspergillaceae. Bases 1 to 261 code for a protein of 86 amino acids. The transcript is spliced from 2 exons. The record is from RefSeq and is a predicted model, not a curated record.